Molecule: messenger RNA, 1572 nt
Organism: Medicago truncatula (barrel medic)
Lineage: Eukaryota; Viridiplantae; Streptophyta; Magnoliopsida; Fabales; Fabaceae
Product: benzyl alcohol O-benzoyltransferase
Exons: 2
Coding region: 155-1531 (458 amino acids)
Source: RefSeq, a predicted model, not a curated record
AUGUUUUUUCUUUUUCGUAUAUGUACACAUAUACUAAACAUUUUCCUUAUAUAUACAUAGCAUCCCCACAUUCAGUAUUUGCAUAUAACCAUAUCAUCCAAAACAAACAAGAGACAAAAAAAACUAUACCUAUUUUCCUCUAUAGUUUAUAAUUAUGGCCCAUGCUCUAGUGUUCACGGUGAAGAGGCGUGAACCUGAACUGAUAACUCCAUCAAAACCCACACCUCAUGAAACAAAACUACUCUCAGACAUUGAUGACCAAGAUUCAUUACGUUGGCAAGUUCCUGGGAUACAAUUUUAUAAAUAUGAUCCAAAUAUGGCAGGGAAAGACCCUGUUGAUAUUAUUAGAAAAGCAUUAGCAAAAACACUUGUGUUUUAUUAUCCAUUUGCAGGUAGAUUAAGGGAAGGUCCGGGUAGGAAACUUAUGGUGGAUUGCACUGGAGAAGGUGUUUUGUUUAUUGAAGCUGAUGCAGAUGUUAGUUUGAAAGAAUUUGGUGAAGAUCUUCAUCCUCCAUUUCCUUGCAUAGAUGAGCUUCUUUAUGAUGUUCCUGGUUCUUCAGAUAUGCUUAACACUCCAUUGCUGCUUAUUCAGGUAACACGCCUCAAGUGUGGUGGUUUCAUUUUUGCUUUCCGUAUGAACCAUACAAUGAGUGAUGGAUCAGGUAUGCUUCAAUUCUUGAAUGCCUUAGGAGAAAUAUCUCGUGGGAUGAGUAAACCUUCAAUCUCACCAGUGUGGAGCAGAGAGCUUCUUAAUGCAAGGGAUCCACCAAUAGUGACAUGUACUCAUCGUGAAUACGAUCCAGAACCCGACAACAAAGGAACCAUGUUUCCCUUAGACGACAUGGUUCACCGCACUUUCUUCAUUGGUCCGACCGAGGUAGCUGCAAUUCGCUCUCUCCUUCCGACUCACCAAUUGCAAAAAUACUCCAAUUUUGAAGUCAUAGCCGCAUACUUUUGGCGUUGUCGUACAAUAGCAUUACAACUAGAUUCUAACGAAGAAGUUCGCAUGAUCUGCCUAGUCGAUGCACGUAACAAAUCUGUUUACAAACAACUUCCAAAAGGUUAUUAUGGUAACGCUAUAGCGUUUCCCGUUGCGGUUACAACUGCAGGAAAACUUAUUGAAAAUCCACUGGAGUAUGCAUUGAAUUUAGUUAAGAAAGCAAAAGCUAAUGUCAACAAAGAGUAUAUGCAUUCAGUGGCAGAUUUAAUGGUUAUCAAGGGUCGUCCUCCUUUAACUACUGCUGGAUUAUAUUUAGUGUCUGAUAUUACACGUGCUGGACUUGGAGAUGUUGAAUUUGGUUGGGGGAAAGCUCUCUAUGGAGGAAUGGCUAAAGGAGGUGAUGUUGCUAUUCCUGGUCAAGCUGUAUUUCAUAUACCUUUCAAAAAUGCUAAAGGAGAAGAAGGUUUGGUUAUACCGUUUUUCUUGCCUGCUCAAGUCAUGGAGAGGUUGGUUAAAGAGUUCCAUAGCUUGCUUAUGUGCAUGCAUACUAAGAGUGAUCCAAAAUCUGGUUUCAUUAACUCUUCUUUGUAGUCCUUAAAAAAGGUUUGUUUGAAUAUAAUAGGGUUACAUAA